Molecule: messenger RNA, 501 nt
Organism: Aplosporella prunicola CBS 121167
Lineage: Eukaryota; Fungi; Ascomycota; Dothideomycetes; Botryosphaeriales; Aplosporellaceae
Exons: 1
Coding region: 43-369 (108 amino acids)
Source: RefSeq, a predicted model, not a curated record
CCGAGCCCACCCUUACAUUACCACGGACGGGGGUACCUAGGUAUGUCCCUACUGUACACCCGCGCCGGCAUCUCGGCUCCCAAGCGCCCGCCCGAACCGCGCGCCAACCAACCACUCAGCGCGCGGCGCCGGCUCCCACGCGACGGGCACGCGGCCUCGCUUGCUGGGAGCUGCUGCGCGGUGCCGGGGGGUGCGGCGCAGGGCCUGCCUGGGACCGGGCGCUGGGUACGUGGGUGCGUGGUAAGUAUGUACCUAACUAGGGGGGAGAUGGGCGCGCUGUUGGUGGCUGUUGUCGCUGGUAGGUCGGGCUCGCCGGAGCGUGCAUCGCUUCGAGAAGGUGCGAGUGCGUGUGGCUGUGGCUGUCUGUGAUAAGGUUCCAGCUUUGUUCAUCACACAGGAUGGCCGCUGUGUGGAGGUAGGUAGGUAGGUAGGUAGCACGGGGUGAGUGCAUUCGAUCUGACGCCGGAGGCGCAACUGGCAACUGUUCUCUCUCGCUCGCUC